AUGGGCGCGAAGUACAAGAUCAUUCACCGCGACGUGAAGAGCACAAACAUCUUAUUCGACGAGAAAUCGGUGGCUAAGGUUUCGGAUUUCGGGCUUUCGAAAAUGGGCUCCACAACCGUGUCCAAAACCCAUAUCAACAUGGUGGUGAAGGGUAGUUUCAAGUAUUUUGACCCAGAAUACUAUUGUCAUCAACAGCUGACAGAGAAGAUGCAAAUGACUUUGAUCCGUAAGGUGGAGAAGAUGCAAAUGAGCUUGGCUGAGUGGACCAAAAUCUGUCAUCGGAAUGGGAAAAUUGAUCAGAUCAUUGAUCCGAGCUUGAGGGGUAAGAUUGGAAAUGCUUGUUUGAAUAAGUAUGUUGAGAUCGCAGUGAGCGACCUCCAAGAUAAUGGGACUGAACGGUCUUCGAUGAACGAUGUGGUGUGGGGGCUUGAGUUUGCAUUGCAGCUUCAUCAACAAGGCAAAUGA
Prunus mume (Japanese apricot) is the source of this 465-nucleotide messenger RNA. NCBI's taxonomy places the organism in Eukaryota, Viridiplantae, Streptophyta, Magnoliopsida, Rosales, Rosaceae. The record is from RefSeq and is a predicted model, not a curated record.